AUGGCAACCGAAAUGGUUGGAGGCCAGAGUGACGACGUUCACCAGGCUCCAGCCCACAUCCCUCCCCCGAUGGACGACUACAUAUUUCCGGAUUUACGCCUCAAGCGCAAGAUGACCGACCCGGAGAAGACACCGCUCUUGUUGGUCGCUUGUGGUUCCUUCUCACCUAUCACAUACCUGCACUUGCGGAUGUUUGAAAUGGCGGCGGAUUACGUCAAAUUCAGCACUGAGUUCGAACUCCUUGGUGGUUAUCUGUCACCUGUAUCGGACUCCUACCGCAAGGCAGGUCUCGCCAGCGCAGAAGAUCGUGUCGCGAUGUGUCAACUGGCAGUUGACCAAACCUCCGACUGGUUGAUGGUGGAUACAUGGGAGCCUACUCAAAAAGCUUACCAGCCGACCGCUGUCGUCCUGGAUCAUUUCUACCACGAGAUUAAUACGGUUCGUGGCGGCGUUGAGGCCGCGGAUGGAACCCGGAAGCCUGUUCGGAUUGCCUUGCUGGCAGGAGCCGAUUUGAUUCACACCAUGUCCACCCCCGGUGUCUGGAGUGAAAAGGAUCUGGAUCACAUUCUCGGAAAAUAUGGCUCAUUUAUUGUGGAACGCAGCGGAACGGAUAUUGACGAGGCUCUGGCCAGCUUGCAGCCCUGGAAGGACAACAUCUACGUGAUUCAACAGCUCAUUCAAAAUGACGUUAGCAGCACCAAGAUCCGUCUGUUCUUAAGGCGUGAAAUGAGCGUCCGAUAUCUCAUCCCAGUUCCUGUCAUCCAUUAUAUUGAGCAGCAUCAUCUCUACGAAGAUGAUGGCACUGCCAACGAAAAAGGCAAGGAAAGACAGGACGCUGGAAAGUCAGGGUGA
Penicillium odoratum is the source of this 852-nucleotide messenger RNA. Its product is annotated as nicotinamide/nicotinic acid mononucleotide adenylyltransferase. The record is from RefSeq and is a predicted model, not a curated record. The coding region runs from base 1 to 852 and encodes 283 amino acids. NCBI's taxonomy places the organism in Eukaryota, Fungi, Ascomycota, Eurotiomycetes, Eurotiales, Aspergillaceae. The transcript is spliced from 3 exons. Gene Ontology annotation, biological process: NAD+ biosynthetic process. Gene Ontology annotation, molecular function: nicotinamide-nucleotide adenylyltransferase activity; nicotinate-nucleotide adenylyltransferase activity.